CACAAUGGGGAGAUUUCCCCCCAGUAAUUUGUGUCUCUGCCUCUCUCACAAUGGGGAGACUUCCCUGCAGUAGUUUGUGUCUGCCCCUCCCACAAUGGGAUAUUUCCCCCCAGUAAUUUGUAUCUCUGCCCCUCCCACAAUGGGGAGAAUUCCCCCCAGUAGUUUGUGUCUCUGCCCCUCCCACAAUGGAGAGAUUUCCCCCCAGUAGUUUGUCUCCUCCCCUCCCACAAUGGGGAGAUUUCCCCCCCCCCUAGUUUGUGUCUCCUCCCCUCCCACAAUGGGGAGAUUUCCCCCCCCCUAGUUUGUGUGUCUCUUCCCCUCCCACAAUGGGGAGAUUUCCCCCCCCUAGUUUGUGUCUCUUCCCCUCCCACAAUGGGGAGAUUUCCCCCCCCUAGUUUGUGUCUCUUCCCCUCCCACAAUGGGGAGAUUUUCCCCCCAGUAGUUUGUGUCUCUGCCCCUCCCACAAUGGGGAGAUUUCCCCCCAGUAGUUGUGUCUCUCCCCUCCCACAAUGGGGAGAUUUCCCCCCAGUAGUUUGUGUCUCCUCCCCUCCCACAAUGGGGAGAUUUCUCCCCCCCCUAGUUUUUUGUGUCUCUGCGCCUCCCACAAUGGGGAGAUUUCCCCCC
Messenger RNA from Staurois parvus, 624 nucleotides. NCBI's taxonomy places the organism in Eukaryota, Metazoa, Chordata, Amphibia, Anura, Ranidae. The record is from the annotation of a GenBank genome assembly.